Molecule: messenger RNA, 1614 nt
Organism: Bactrocera dorsalis (oriental fruit fly)
Lineage: Eukaryota; Metazoa; Arthropoda; Insecta; Diptera; Tephritidae
Product: thiamine transporter 1
Exons: 5
Coding region: 182-1528 (448 amino acids)
Biological process (GO): transmembrane transport; vitamin transport
Cellular component (GO): plasma membrane
Molecular function (GO): vitamin transmembrane transporter activity
Source: RefSeq, a predicted model, not a curated record
GUAUGACAUUUCGUACGCGACAAUUGACGGAAAUAGUCGACAAACGGCUGCAUACGCUUUGGCGCAAAGAAUCAACCAGUACACUUUGUCGCUCUCCACGCAGUUAUACGAUUUUUUAUUGUUAUUUGAAUACGUGCACAACGAUUAUCUUCCUGUUGUCUCAUAUCAACGUCAAAUAAUUAUGAAGGAAUGGCUCAGAAUCUCAUGCUUAUUGUGCAUAUGCGGUUUUGCACGCGAAAUUCGUCCUUCAGAGCCAUACUUAACGGAAUAUUUGAUAAGCAGCAGAGCAAAUAUAACACGGGAUGUGAUCAGCCAAAAAGUCUAUCCUGUGGUGACCUAUUCUUAUCUGGCUACACUUGUGCUAAUCUUUCUAGUCACUGAUUUUCUGAGGUACAAGCCCUUGAUUAUUUUGAUGGGUUCUUGUGGUACAAUAGUAGCAUCGAUGCUACUCUGGACCACUACAUUAACUGCCUUGCAAACAAUGGAAUUCUUUUACGGUCUUUAUUUGGCCCUCGAAGUGGCUUAUUACACAUAUAUUUAUGCCAAAGUGGACAAACGAUACUACCCCAAAGUCACUGCCCACACACGAGCGGCCAUGUUCAUGGGUAAACUAGUAGCAGGCUUUUCCUCACAGCUACUCAUUAAUUUGAAGCUAAUGAAUUACAAAUCGUUGCAUUAUAUAACAUUAAGCACUCAAAUCUUUGCUACAUUGUGGGCCUUCACUUUGCCAAACGUGGAUAAAAGUUUAUACUUCCAUCGAAAGCAUGAUGUGCAUGAUGUGCAACCAACGGCAGCUGUUAACUCAUCAUCUAUGGAAUUACAAGAUGCAAAAUCAAUUAAAAGUCAAGACAAAGAAAGUGUUAAACCGAUUUCACCUUUAAACUUGUUGUGGUCACAUUUCUAUAAUGCCUACAGCAAUUUAAAAGUAGUCCAAUGGAGUAUUUGGUACGCGGUCAGUUUGUGUGGUUAUUUGCAAAUCAUCAUGUAUAUGCAAGUAUUAUGGAUUGAAAUUAAGCCGAAUAUGGAGAUUGCUUGGAAUGGUGCAGUUGAUGCAGUAUUAACAGCAUUGGCGGCUCUAAUGGCUUUGGCAGCUGGGUACAUUCAUGCUGGAAGAUUGAAACCACUUCAAAGUUUAUUAGUUUUGUCCAUUUUUGCGGCAAUGGAGGGAGGAGCUAUUUUACUUUGUUGUCGCACGUCGAAUAUAUACAUCUCUUACGUUGGCUAUAUACUUUUUGGCGCUUUUUUUGCGUUUAGCAUAACUGUAGCGAGCGCUGAAGUGGCACGUUAUUUGGAAGAAGAAAGUUUUGGAUUAGUAUUCGGUGUAAAUACUUUUAUAGCGCUUACAUUUCAAACACUGUUAACAAUAACGGUGGUUUCAAACUCUGGUUUAUCUUUGAACGUACGUGGCCAGUUCACCGUGUACGCAUUUUACUUCAUCGGUGCGAGUGUUAUUUCCAUCUUAUUUGUGGCUGUGGAAUAUUUCAUUAAGAAAAGUACAGAAAAGCCCACAAAUAUAGGUCUGGAGUAAUUUUUUACUUAUUUAAAAAACGAUAUGCUAUAUUAGUAGCUCGAGUUUUUUAGGUAUUUAAUAAAGUGAUGGUCUACACAUUUUAA